GACCUUUAUUUGCUAAAUUGAUCAGUAUACGUCCCGAUCCCAAUCACACAGGACACGUACAAUGUCGCUCCUAUUGUACAUCGUCACGUGUUUCACAUUGACGUUUGCACCAAAUGAAGCCGCAAGAAUUCUCGGAGUGUUCCCAGUACCAUCGAUCAGUCACCAAGUGGUGUUCCGUAGUAUAACCCAAGAACUAGCUCGGAGAGGGCAUGAGCUGGUCAUCAUCACACCAGACCCAGCCUUCCCUAAAGGCAAAACCCCAGCGAAUCUCACAGAAAUCAACGUCCAUGAUGUAGCAUACAAAAUGUGGAGAGACGACAUUCAAGACAUAGCGAUAGGAGAGAUCCAUGGAAUUUUACACGAAUACGCCAUUAUAAUGAAAUUGAUGGCCAAAGUUGUCGAUGUGGAAUUGAAAACAGAAGAAGUACAAAAACUACUGAACGAUAAAAGCCAAAAAUUCGAUUUGGUGUUAGCAGAAGCUUGUGUUAGAUCAGCUGUGGUGUUCUCUCAUAUUUAUAAGGCGCCAGUGAUUUUGAUCAGUUCGUUCGGUCCGUUUCUUGACAAUUACAAUGUGAUGGGUGCUGCAACCCACCCAAUGUUGUACGCAAAUAAUAUGAGUCGAAGAUUUAACAACCUUACAAUGUGGGAUAAGAUUGUGAAGUUGUACUACCGUUUUAAUAUCGAAGUGAUGUUAAACAACAACUAUGAGUAUGAAAACAAUAUGCUGAGGUCACAUUUCGGCCCUGAUCUGCCUCCAAUUGAAGAAAUGUAUAACAACGUUGCAAUGUUCUUUCUGAAUCUUCAUCCCAUUUUUGAAGGCAACUAUCCCGUGCCUCCGUCUGUGGUGCACAUUGGUGGUAUCCAUCAGGUUCCUGAAAAGGAAUUGCCAAAGGACCUCCAAAAUUACUUGGACUCAUCCAAAAAUGGUGUAAUCUACGUGAGCUUCGGCACAAACGUAGAACCAUCGACUUUACCGGCUGAGAAGUUGAAGGUUUUGGUAGAUGUUCUGUCCAGAGUACCUUAUGAUGUGCUGAUGAAAUGGAAUAAGGAUGUCCUUCCUGGGAUUGGAUCCAACAUCAAAUUGUCUAAGUGGCUGCCUCAGACUGAUGUGUUGAGACAUCCCAAAGUAAAGCUGUUCAUAACACAAGGAGGUCUACAAUCAACAGACGAGGCUAUAGCAGCCAAGGUACCUCUGAUUGGUCUACCAAUGUGGGGAGACCAAUGGUACAAUGUAGAAAGAUACGAACGACUCAAGAUUGGACUCAAUCUAGACAUCAAGACGCUCACUGAAGAAGUAUUCGAGAAUGCCAUCAAUAAUGUUAUUGAAGAUGAAAGCUAUCGCCGCAACAUUAAAAGACUGAACUCCUUAAUUCGAGACCAGCCUCAGCCUCCGCUAGAGCGUGCAAUAUGGUGGACGGAGCACGUGCUGCGUCACGGCGGCGCGAGACAUCUGCGUGGACCUGCAGCCAACAUGUCGUGGGCAGAGUACCUCGAACUAGAACUAGUACUAGUCAUAGCUUUAGUCUUAUUAUUAACUUUAACCGUAUCUAUACUAGCUUUCUAUUACUUUUAUAAUAAUGUUUUAAGACAUUACUUAAUUGCUGGUAAGGUUAAAAGGAGUUGAUUUUUGUUGGGUUUUAAUAAUUUUUAGCAUCGGUUUUUUUGCCUGUCUUUCUCCAUACUCCUAGAUUAUAGUACAGUCAACUAAAUCAUUUGGUAAGCGGGUAUGAAAAUAAGAAUUUAUUUAGUACAGACUUUUUAAGGGAGGAUAAUCAUCCAAUGACUUAUCCAUCUGUGAUUUGUAUCCAGUGUUAAUAUAAUUUAGCUACAAAACGUGAUGUUGUUAUGUUUUUGUUAUUUUUUUUUAACUAUAAGUAUAAAUUGAUUUCAUUCAAACCAAAGUUUAAUAUUAUGUGAUGAUAGAUUUUAAUUGUUAAAUAAAAUGAUUUUGUUACUA
This is a messenger RNA of Spodoptera frugiperda (fall armyworm), 1957 nucleotides long. Its product is annotated as UDP-glucosyltransferase 2-like. Gene Ontology annotation, molecular function: UDP-glycosyltransferase activity. NCBI's taxonomy places the organism in Eukaryota, Metazoa, Arthropoda, Insecta, Lepidoptera, Noctuidae. The record is from RefSeq and is a predicted model, not a curated record. The transcript is spliced from 4 exons. Bases 62 to 1624 code for a protein of 520 amino acids.